AUGGGGAUGCUGUUAAGUGGAAGAGGAUUAAUCACAUCUCUAAUUUUCUUCCUGUUAAAAUUCUCAACAGCUGUUGAUAUACCACUUUCAGUUCAACAGGUUCCAACAAUCAUAAAACAGUCAAAAGUACAAGUUGCCUUUCCUUUUGAUGAGUAUUUUCAAAUUGAAUGUGAAGCUAAGGGAAAUCCAGAACCAACAUUUUCGUGGAGUAAGGACGACAAGCCUUUUGAUCUCUCUGACCCUCGGAUAAUUGUAUCCAACAACUCGGGAACAUUCAGGAUCCCGAACGAGGGGCACAUAUCUCACUUUCAAGGGAAAUACCGCUGCUUUGCUUCUAAUAAACUGGGAAUUGCUAUGUCAGAAGAAAUGGAAUUUAUAGUUCCAAAUGUUCCAAAAUUCCCAAAAGAAAAAAUUGACCCUCUUGAAGUGGAGGAGGGCGAUCCAAUUGUCCUCCCGUGCAACCCUCCCAAAGGCCUCCCACCUUUACACAUUUAUUGGAUGAAUAUUGAAUUAGAACACAUCAAACAAGAUGAAAGAGUAUACAUGAGCCAAAAGGGAGAUCUGUACUUCGCAAAUGUGGAAGAAAAAGACAGUCGGAAUGAUUACUGUUGCUUUGCUGCAUUUCCAAGAUUAAGGACUAUUGUGCAGAAAAUGCCUAUGAAACUAACAGUUAACAGUUUAAAGCAUGCUAAUGACUCGAGUUCAUCCACAGAAAUUGGUUCCAAGGCGAAUUCAAUCAAGCAAAGGAAACCCAGACUACUGUUGCCUUCUCCCGAGAGUGGCAGUGAGUCUUCGGUUACCAUCCUCAAAGGGGACACCCUGCUGCUCGAGUGUUUUGCUGAAGGCCUACCAACUCCACAGGUUGAUUGGAACAAAAUGGGAGGUGAUUUACCAAAGGGAAGAGAAACAAAAGAAAAUUAUGGCAAAACUUUGAAGAUAGAGUAUGUCUCCUACCGGGACAAAGGAAACUAUCGCUGCACAGCCAGCAAUUUCUUGGGAUCAGCCAUUCAUGAUUUUCAUGUUAUAGUAGAAGAAAAUGCUGAUGAGCUCUUCAGUUUAUUUCCAGAGCCCCCUCGCUGGACAAAGAAACCUCAGAGUGGCGUGUAUAGCACUGGGAGCAGUGGUAUCCUGUUGUGUGAGUCUGAAGGAGAACCUGAGCCCACAAUCAAGUGGAGAGUCAAUGGUUUCCCAAUUGAGAGAAAUCCAUUUUCUGGUGAUGUCAUCUCCCCCAGGGAAAUCAGUUUUACCAAUGUGCAACCGAAUCACACCGCUGUGUACCAGUGUGAAGCCUCGAAUGUCCAUGGCACUAUCCUUGCCAAUGCCAACAUCGAUGUUGUAGAUGUCCGUCCAUUGAUACAAACUGCAGAUGAAGAAAAUUAUGCUACGGUGGUUGGGUACAGUGCUUUCUUACAUUGUGAGUUCUUUGCUUCACCCGAGGCAAUUGUGUCCUGGCAGAAGGUGGAAGAAGCAAAACCCCUUGAAGGCAGACGGUAUCACUUCCAUGAGAAUGGCACAUUACAGAUCAACGAGACCACAGAAGAAGAUGCUGGUUCCUACUCUUGUUGGGUAGAAAAUGCUAAAGGAAAAACAGCAGUCACAGCCAAUUUGGAUAUUAGAAAUGCUACAAAACUUAGAGUUUCUCCUAAGAAUCCUCGUGUCCCCAGAUCACACACACUUGAAUUACAUUGUGAGAGCAAAUGUGACUCACAUUUGAAAUACAGUUUAAAAUUAUCCUGGAGUAAAGAUGGAGAAGCCUUUGAAAUUAAUGGCACAGAGGAUGGCAGGAUAAUUAUUGAUGGAGCUAAUUUGACUGUAUCUAAUGUCACCGUAGAAGACCAAGGUGUAUACUCGUGUUCAGCUCACACUUCUCUGGAUAGCACUGCUGCUAUGACUCAAGUAACUGUCCUUGAUGUUCCGGAUCCACCGGAAAACCUUCACUUGUCUGAAAGACAGAACAGAAGUGUUCGGCUGACAUGGGAGGCUGGAGAUGAUCACAACAGCAAUAUUAGCGAGUAUAUUAUAGAAUUUGAAGGAAACAGAGAGGAACCUGGAAGGUGGGAAGAAUUGACUAGAGUCCAAGGAGAGGAAACAACAGUCAUGUUAUCUUUGGCUCCGUAUGUGAGAUACCAGUUCAGGGUCAUAGCCGUGAAUGAAGUAGGGAGAAGCCACCCUAGCCAGCCAUCAGACCAUCAUGAAACACCCCCAGCAGCUCCAGACAAGAAUCCACAAAACAUAAGGGUUCAAGCUUCUCAACCCAAGGAAAUGAUUAUCAAAUGGGAGCCUUUGAAACCCAUGGAGCAGAAUGGACCUGGACUGGAGUACAGAGUGACCUGGAAACCACAGGGCGCCCCGGUGGAGUGGGAGGAAGAAACAGUCACAAACCACACCCUGCGGGUGAUGACAUCUGCUGUCUAUGCUCCGUAUGAUGUCCAAGUCCAAGCCGUCAAUCACCUGGGCUCUGGCCCUGAGCCUCAGUCAGUGAUUCUCUAUUCUGGAGAAGACUAUCCUGAUACAGCUCCAGUGAUCCAUGGGGUGGAUGUGAUAAACAGCACAUUAGUUAAAGUUACCUGGUCAACAAUUCCAAAGGAAAGAGUACAUGGACAUCUGAAAGGAUAUCAGGUAAAUUGGUGGAAAACAAAAAGUCUGUUGGAUGGAAGAACAUAUCCCAAAGAAGUAAACAUUCUGAGAUUUUCAGGACAAAGAAACUAUGGAAUGGUUCCCUCCCUAGAUGCCUUUAGUGAAUUUCACUUAACAGUCUUAGCCUAUAAUUCCAAAGGAGCUGGUCCAGAGAGUGAGCCUUACAUAUUUCAAACACCAGAAGGAGUACCUGAAAAGCCAACUUUUCUCAAGGUCACCAAAGUUGAUAAAGACACUGCCACUUUAUCCUGGGGACUACCUAAGAAAUUAAAUGGAAACUUAACUGGCUAUCUAUUACAGUACCAGAUAAUAAAUGACACCUAUGAGAUUGGAGAACUAAAUGAUAUCAACAUUACAACUCCAUCAAAGCCCAGCUGGCGUCUCUCAAACCUCAAUGCAACUACCAAGUACAAAUUCUACUUGAGGGCUUGCACUUCAAAGGGCUGUGGGAAGCCCAUCACUGAGGAAAGCUCCACGUUAGGGGAAGGGAGUAAAAGUGUCGGGAAGAUAUCAGAAGGAGUAAAUCUUACUCAAAAGAUUCACCCAGUAGAGGCAUUUGAGCCGGGAGCUGAACAUAUAGUUCGCCUAUUGACUAAGAAUUGGGUUGAUAACAAUAGCAUUUUUGAAGAUGUAAUUGAGACAAGAGGGAGAGAAUAUGCUGGUUUAUAUGAUGACAUCUCCACGCAAGGCUGGUUUAUUGGACUGAUGUGUGCGAUUGCUCUUCUCACGCUAAUAUUGUUGACUGUUUGCUUUGUGAAGAGGAACAAAGGUGGAAAGUACUCAGUAAAAGAAAAGGAAGAUCUGCAUCCAGACCCAGAAGUUCAGUCAGUGAAAGACGAAACCUUUGGUGAAUACAGUGACAGCGAUGAAAAACCUCUCAAAGGAAGCCUUCGGUCCCUUAACAGGGAUAUGCAGGCCACAGAAAGUGCCGACAGCUUAGUCGAGUAUGGAGAAGGUGACCACGGUCUAUUCAGUGAGGAUGGGUCAUUUAUUGGCGCCUAUGCUGGAUCUAAGGAGAAAGGAUCGGCGGAAAGCAAUGGAAGUUCUACAGCAACAUUUCCACUCCGAGUGUAA
Messenger RNA from Eubalaena glacialis (North Atlantic right whale), 3711 nucleotides. RefSeq names its product cell adhesion molecule L1 like (gene CHL1). Bases 1 to 3711 code for a protein of 1236 amino acids. The record is from RefSeq and is a predicted model, not a curated record. Gene Ontology annotation, biological process: cell-cell adhesion; brain development. The transcript has 26 exons. Lineage: Eukaryota; Metazoa; Chordata; Mammalia; Artiodactyla; Balaenidae. Gene Ontology annotation, molecular function: cell-cell adhesion mediator activity.